Bursaphelenchus okinawaensis is the source of this 1837-nucleotide messenger RNA. NCBI's taxonomy places the organism in Eukaryota, Metazoa, Nematoda, Chromadorea, Rhabditida, Aphelenchoididae. The record is from the annotation of a GenBank genome assembly.
AUGGCCGAUAAAGUGGACUUGAUCAUAUGCGUGUUCGAUACGACAAAGCUGGACAUGAGCGACGAGUUCAAGCAGGUCCUCAAGGUGAGUUUAGUGGUUGAGUUUGAGGUUUAUGAUAAUGGUUUUUUAAAUUGAAACUUGGGUUUUAAAAAAUAACUUUGAGAGCUUUUUAAACUGAAAAUUAUACGGUAAAGACAUCACUUUAGGGCCUGACUGGAAAUGACGAGAAGAUCAAGAUCGUACUGAACAAGGCUGAUUGUGUUAGUCCAAGUGAACUGGUCAGGGUGAGAGGAGCUUUGAUGUGGGGGCUGAGUAAGAUCAUUGACACACCAGAGGUACCCAAGGUCUACAUUGGGUCUUUCACCGAUGAAUUGAAAAAUGUAAGUCCAUUGGUAUAUCAAAGGUCUGUACCAUAUACCAAGUCUCAUGCAAAAUUUCAAAAUGAAUAAAAUUUGAAUUCAAAAAAUUAAAAAUGAGAUAAAAAUAAAAUUUCAGCCCAACAUUAUGAGCGUCUUCAAAUCAGACUACAUGGACCUGUUCCAUGAAAUUGAACAAACACCAACAAGAUCAUUGGCUCGAAAAGUAAAUGACAUGAUCAAGCGUGCCAAGAAGGUCAAACUUCAUGCCAGAAUCAUGACUGAAAUCAUGAGGUUAAAGGUAAGAAUUCAUUGAGUUUAUAAUUAUAUUAUGAAGUCUAUAACAUCAUCCUCAUGUGUCGCUUUUAACGUAAAAUCUGAGUUGAUGUAUGACUUGCUUUAUAUUAAAAUACUAAUCUUGAGCCAAAGUCUUGAGCAUUUCUAGUGCCUUUCAUAACACAAAACACUGUUGUUGACUAAACUAACUCAAGAAUCAAUUUUAGAGAAUCAGCAAAGGAAACGGACCACCGAUGAAAGCCCUAACAACACCAGUCGUCAAGCUGGCCUUCUUCAACGUGCAAAAAGACCUCGCCAUCACUGAUUAUGACAUGCCCAACUUCCAAGUACGGUAAAAACUUAUCUUUUCGAUUUGCAUAGUACAGUUACAAUCAUAAUAACAUAUUUUCAGAACUUUUUAGAGAAAGGAAAACUCACACAAGCCAAGCACUGGAACAAGAUAAACAAGAAAGAAAUGGAAAAACUGGACCAAUUCAUCCUACAAGACAUUCCAAAGUAAGUCCAAAAUCAUACCAUAGUAUAAACUUAUUUGUAAAUGAGCCAAACUUAAUCUUCAACGAAGUUCGGCUCAUUUACAAUAUGAAUACUUCAGCUUCUUGUCAAAAGCCUUAUCUUAUCAAUUCAGAAUGCUCCAACUCCUGCCUCACGAUGAAAAGAACACAGAAUCGAUGAAAGAUGCCUUCGCCCGCCUCCGUGACAUCGUCGAGAAGGCAAAUGAAGAAGAAAAGAAGAGCGACGAAACCAGCAAGAAGGGAAGCAAGAAGGAGAGCAAGAAAGAAAGCAAAAAGGACAGAAGCAAGAAGAAAGACAAAUCUAAAUCAAGGUCGAAGUCCAAGAGUAAAGAGGAGAAGAGCAAAGAAGAUAGUAAGAAGAAAAACAAGAGUAAAGACAAGAGCGAUAAAAGUAAAGCAGAGAAGAAGGAGGAUGAGAAGAGUAAGGGAGAAAAGAAGGAGGACAAGAGUAAGGCCGAGAAGAAGGAAGAGAAGAGCAAGAGUGAAGUCAAGGAUGAGAAGAGUAAAGGAGAGAAGAAGGAUGAAAAGAGUAAGGGAGAGAAGAAAGAAGAGAAGGAAAAGGAAGAAAAAAAGGAUGAAAAGAGUAAAGGAGAGAAGAAGGAAGAAAAGGAGAAGAGUAAGAGCGAAGCCCAAGAAGAUAAGGACAAGAGCAAGGCCGAGAAGAAGGACUGA